Molecule: messenger RNA, 831 nt
Organism: Salvelinus namaycush (lake trout)
Lineage: Eukaryota; Metazoa; Chordata; Actinopteri; Salmoniformes; Salmonidae
Gene: kcnk17
Product: potassium channel, subfamily K, member 17
Exons: 5
Coding region: 1-831 (276 amino acids)
Biological process (GO): potassium ion transmembrane transport; stabilization of membrane potential
Cellular component (GO): membrane
Molecular function (GO): potassium ion leak channel activity
Source: RefSeq, a predicted model, not a curated record
AUGGCACUCCUGGCUCUGGCCCACUUCAUGUACCAGAUGGUGGGAGCCACCAUUUUCCAGAUGCUGGAGAAAGAAGCAGAGGACCACAACCACUUCCAGCUAGAGAAGCUGCACUUCCUGGCAAACUGCACCUGUUUGGAUGGACUGCACAUGGAGAGAUUUGUGCAGGUAAUUCGAGAUUCUUCCAAGGUUGGGCUUAGUCUGAAAGGGAACCAGACCAUGGACAGCUUCUGGAAGUUCACUAGCUCUGCUGUGUUUGCUGCCACUGUGGUCACCACUAUAGGCUAUGGCAACAUGAGCCCCAGUACAACGGCAGGUCAGAUCUUCUGUGUGUUCUUCGCUCUGUUUGGGAUCCCUCUGAACAUGGUGGUGCUGAACAGAGUAGGCAAGUACAUGCUGGCCAUAGAGAGGAACGCCUGCGAUUUCAUCCAGGGAAAGACCAAUCACAGGAAGUUAACCAGGUUCAUGAUCCACCUGUUGUCCUACCUCUCUGGAACGGCACUCUUCUUUGUGAUGCCCAUGGUGGUGUUCAAACAGCAAGAGGGCUGGAGCUACUCACAGGCAAUCUACUAUUGCUUCAUUUCACUCAGCACCAUUGGCUUCGGAGACUACGUCGCAGACAGUAACCCCGACAAGUACUAUCCAGAGUGGUACAGCAUCCUCAUGGCCUCCUGGAUCUUCUUCGGCCUGGCCUGGUUGGCCCUAGUCAUCAACCACACCGGCGAAAUCCUGGAGCGGCUCAACACCCACCUCAAACACUGGUGGAGCCCUGAGGAACCUAGCAACGCAGGACCGGUGGAUGAGGUCAAGGAGCCCCCGGUGGACGGUUAA